Molecule: messenger RNA, 1266 nt
Organism: Penicillium oxalicum
Lineage: Eukaryota; Fungi; Ascomycota; Eurotiomycetes; Eurotiales; Aspergillaceae
Gene: trm10
Product: tRNA (guanine(9)-N(1))-methyltransferase
Exons: 1
Coding region: 1-1266 (421 amino acids)
Biological process (GO): tRNA N1-guanine methylation
Cellular component (GO): nucleus
Molecular function (GO): tRNA binding
Source: RefSeq, a predicted model, not a curated record
AUGAUACAAGAAAACAUUCUCGACUGCACAAUGGACGAAGAAGAGAGACCGAGAAAAGUCGCAAAGCUGGAGCAUAGUGAGGCAUCGAUUGAAACCGAGCUUGGCCCAGCAAUGACUGGUGCUGUGCCCAUUGUCGACGAGCCGUCGCAAGCUACAAGCAGCAAUGCGCAACCUGAGCAAUCCCAAUUGACUCUCAGCAAUGAGACCUCUGGCCUGCCGAUACAAUCAUCGGAGGGAACGGCGCAAGAGAAUGACCAAGAUUCGGCCCCCAAACUCUCCAAAAACCAGCUCAGGAAACUCCGUAAGAGGGAGCUAUGGGAGGCUGGACGCGAGCAGCGCAAGGAAAAGCGCAAAGAGCAAAUGGCGCGGAAAAAGGAGCGUCGUCAGCGCAUGGUUGACGAAGCGCGUGAGGCUGGUGGCGAGGAAGCCGUUCAGGCACUGCGCAAGCAGUGGGAGACCACUCGUUCCAAGUCCAAACGAUCUACUCUCCUACCUCUAUCAAUCGUGAUUGACUGUGGCUAUGAUGAUUUGAUGAACCCCCAUGAGCGCAUUUCUCUCGCCGGCCAGCUCACACGGUCCUAUUCAGAGAACAGCCGCGCCAUGUGGCGCUCGCAUCUCAUGUUCAGCUCAUUCAAUAAACAACUAAAGGAACGCUUCGACAACGUGCUCUCGCCUUAUCGCAAUUGGAAAGGAAUCCGGAUUAUUCAGGAAGACUUUGUGCAUGCUGCGGAGAUAGCCAAGGAGCAAAUGACCUCUCCGAAAGGGGGAAAACUGGUCGGACCAUUUGCCGACGAGGCUGAUGCCAAACCCGAGGACGGUGAAGUGAUCUAUCUGAGCAGCGAUAGUGACAACGUCUUGACCGAACUCAAACCCUACUGUACCUAUAUCAUUGGAGGGCUUGUGGAUAAAAACCGACACAAGGCUGUCUGUUACAAAUCUGCGGUCUCCAAGGGGCUCAAAACCGCAAAGUUGCCGAUUGGUGACUACAUUCAAAUGACCUCGCGCCAGGUACUGACCACAAACCAUGUGGUUGACAUUAUGUUGAAGUGGCUCGAACUAGGCGACUGGGGGGAGGCUUUUAUGCAAGUUCUGCCGCCCAGAAAAGGUGGAAAAUUGAAGGGUCAGCAAGGCAGCGACGGAGCUGUGGACGAAGCCUCAGAUGAUGAGCCAGAGGCGGAGCAGACCUUGGAGGAGAUCGCGAACCAGAUGGAAGCUGAUGCGGAGAUAGACGAUGAGAAUGGCCAUAACAGCGGCCCCGACCUUUGA